AUGAGCUCGUCGACCGGUCUCCGUUCCCGCCUCUCCACGCGCGCCGGCUCGUCCUCCUCGGUGUCGUCGGCCUCGGCGGCGGCGUCGUCGCCCCUGAUCCGGACGGCCUCCUUGCCUAAGAGGAGCAAGGAGAGGUACUGGAUUUUCCUAAAGGUCAAGGGGGAGGAUCAGGAGGUUCGUAACGUUCUGCUCGUCGUCCUCGCCGAGCACGAGGAGAUUCGGGCCUACGGACAGGGCUUCGACACGAGGGAGUACAACGGCACGGGCUUCUUCGCCUUCAAGGCCCACAAGCUCCUCAAGGAGGCGACGGCGCACGCGUGCGCCGCCGCCGCGCGCUUCUACGACGCGACGGAGGAGGAGGCCCUGGCGGCCCUGCGCUCCCUGGGGCCGCGCGGGUACGUGCGCCUCGACGGGUUCCUCGGCAUCAUCCGCCGGGGCGAGGACGGCGCGCUCACCGCGGUCAAGGCCGCGGUCGCGCGGCGCGCCAUCGACGUCGCCGCCGACGACGAGCCCGGGCCCGAGAUCGUGGAGAUCGUCGACUCGCAGCCGGGGACGGAGGACGACGACGUCGACGACGAGCCGCCGGCGUCGCCCCCGGCGUCGACGAGCCCGCGCCGCGCGCGCGCGGAGGCGGCGGUGGCGACGGUGACGCCCGUCGACGCGCGCGACACGAAGGCGCCGCGGUUGAGCGCGGCGUCGCCGGACGCGCCCCGGCCGCCGUCGCUGGCGCCGCCGCCGCUCGUGAACGGCGGCGGCGCGCCGGUGGGCGGCGGCGUCGUGCCGGGGCCCGCGGCGCUCGAGCUGGGGCAGUUCGCGCCCGCGCCGGUGCCGUACUCGCCCUGCUUCCCGCCGCCGUCGAUGCCGCCGUACGCGCCCUACUACCAGCCGACGGCGCCGCCGCCGGCGUUGCAGCAGUCCGCCGUGGACAUCGAGGCCACGGUGCGCCGCCUGAUGGCGGAGGGCCAGGCGCGCGACCGCGACCGCGACCGCGCCGACGCCGCGGUCAACGGCGGCCUGCGCGCGCAGCGCGGCGGCUUCGUGCGCAAGCGCUGCCGGUCGUGUGGACCGCGCGGCAGCGGUGCGCGCACGGGUACGCAGGGCGCGGCGGGCGACGACGACGGCGCGCCGACGCCGCCCGCGCCGGCGCCGCCGCAGCCGCCGCCGACGGCGACGGCGGUGCGCGCGGCGGCCGUGGAGCGGUCGCUGUGGGUGCUGUCGCUCAACGUCCGCGCGCUCACGGAGGAGAAGCUCCUCGUCGUGCGGCGCGCGCUCGACGAGCUUACGCGGGCCGGCCGGCGGCCAGACGUCAUCUGCCUGCAGGAGACGUGGGGCACCGAGGCCUCGGAGCGCCGCUUCGCGCUGGAGGGCUACCGCAUGUUCGCAUUCUCGCGCGGCGGCCGCGGCGCGCGGUCGCCGGGCGGCGGUCUCGCGACGUACGUGCGCAGCGAGCUGCGCGCGUGCACGCUGGAGAAGGGCGAGAGCGGCGUCGUCGUGGAGCUGCCGGACGCCGUUCCGGCCGUGCACAUCGCCAACGUGUACAGGUCGGAGCGCGCCGACCGGGAGCUGCCGGUCGGCGCGCGCUUCUUCGACUUCGUCGGCGGCGCCGUCGACCGCGCGCGCGCCGCCGGGGCCGUCGCCAUCGUCGCCGGCGACUUCAACGUCGCCGGCCUCGAGAGCACGGACCCGGCGUGGCCGCGCGCGCCGGGGCGGCUCGGGAGCGCGGUGGCGGAGCUCCCGAGGAUGCGCGCCUGGAUCGACGACCGCGGCCUCACGGUCGUCAGCGGCGCCGGCUGCUCGCCCGCGGAGGCCGUGACGCGGCGGUCGGGGGACCGCGCGUCCGAGAUCGACUACGUCGUCGUCGACGCCGGCCGUGGCGUCGACGUCGCGAAAAUAUCAACGAUCCCCGACGGCUACGACCCGACGUCGCGCGUGCAGCUCCGCGAGCACCUGGUAUUGCCCCGCGGAGAGGUGAUCCACGACGUCCCUGAGCCCAUGCGCGUGCCGAGGGAGUCCCCUACCAUCCCGGGCCCGGACCGGACCCGCGGCGUCUGCGGGAACUGCCGCUACCUGCACUACUCGAUGCCCGUUGCGCUCCCGCGAUGGCCGGCCGGGCCCGGCCAGGGCCCGCCAAGAUCCUAA
Messenger RNA from Aureococcus anophagefferens, 2139 nucleotides. RefSeq lists its product as hypothetical. Bases 1 to 2139 code for a protein of 712 amino acids. The transcript has 3 exons. The record is from RefSeq and is a predicted model, not a curated record. Lineage: Eukaryota; Pelagophyceae; Pelagomonadales; Pelagomonadaceae. Gene Ontology annotation, molecular function: catalytic activity.